UCUAUUAUGGUAGGUAUAGGUCCAUUUGAGCACGGUAUCAUUUAGUUUGACAUUUCGAGAAAAAUGGCUGGUGCGCUGGCUAGAGUUAUUCAGGGGACAAAAACACAUUUGGGCAUUGUUGGGCCUUUGGCUAACAUCAGCAAUGUGCCGGUGCGGUCCCAGCAAACACAGGCACCGCCGGCCAAGUCUAAAUAUGGGCCCCUGGCCGACAGCGACAGGGUAUUUACCAACUUGUAUGGCAGACACGAAUGGCGUCUCAAAGGUGCGCUCAGUCGCGGAGACUGGUAUUUGACCAAGGAAAUACUGCUGAAAGGAACCGACUGGAUCGUCAAUGAAAUGAAGACGUCAGGUCUUCGUGGCCGCGGAGGCGCUGGUUUCCCGACCGGUAUGAAGUGGUCGUUCAUGAACAAGCCCUCAGACGGCCGUCCUAAGUACUUAGUCGUAAAUGCUGACGAAGGAGAGCCUGGUACUUGCAAGGACCGUGAGAUUAUGCGUCACGACCCACACAAGCUUAUUGAGGGUUGUCUGAUUGCCGGCAAGGCUAUGGGCGCUCAAGCUGCGUAUAUUUAUAUCAGAGGAGAGUUUUACAAUGAGGCCAGUAACUUGCAGGUGGCUAUUGCAGAGGCGUACCAAGCAGGCCUGAUCGGCAAGAACGCUUGCGGUUCGGGCUACGAUUUCGACGUGUUCGUCCACCGCGGCGCCGGCGCAUACAUCUGCGGUGAAGAGACCGCGCUCAUCGAGUCCAUUGAGGGCAAGCAGGGCAAGCCUAGACUGAAGCCUCCGUUCCCCGCUGACGUAGGCCUGUUCGGCUGUCCCACUACUGUGAACAACGUGGAGACCAUUGCUGUGGCACCGACGAUCUGCCGCCGCGGUGGCAAGUGGUUCGCCUCUUUCGGUCGCGCCAGAAACUCGGGCACCAAACUAUUCAACAUCUCGGGUCACGUGAACACUCCGUGCACAGUGGAGGAGGAGAUGAGCAUCCCUCUGAAGGAACUGAUCGAGAGGCACGCGGGCGGCGUCUGCGGCGGCUGGGACAACCUGCUGGCCAUCAUACCCGGAGGCUCGUCCACGCCUUUGAUCCCUAAGGACGUCUGCGAGACAGCGAUCAUGGACUUCGACGGGCUGGUAGCCGCUCAGACCUCGCUCGGGACAGCCGCUAUCAUCGUGAUGGACAAAUCCACGGACAUAGUGAAGGCCAUCGCGCGCCUCAUCAUGUUCUACAAGCACGAGUCGUGCGGGCAGUGCACGCCGUGCCGCGAAGGAGUGUCCUGGAUGAACAAGAUCAUGUACAGAUUCGUUGAUGGCAACGCUUCACCGAAGGAAAUCGACAUGCUUUGGGAAAUCUCUAAACAAAUUGAAGGCCACACAAUCUGCGCGCUCGGCGACGGCGCCGCGUGGCCCGUGCAAGGCCUCAUCCGGCACUUCAGGCCCGAACUGGAACGCCGCAUGCAAGCCUGGGCCUGCACACAUGGGCCCAGCAAGGCCGAACGCCUCUACUGAGCUGACCAUAACCAUACCACGCUUGCAAUUUCGGGUUUAGGAGAAUUAACUCUUAAAAAAAGUCAUUAGUUUUCAACUGUAUCUUCACAGUAUAAGGUUCAAAUUGAUGUGGGCUCUAACCAAGGCCUGGUUAAGAGUUAUUUCUUUAUGCCUUAACCAGGCCUAGGAAUUUAUUCAUUGUUUUUUAACCGUAUUUUGACGGCAUAAAGUUCAAAUUGAUGUGGGGUCUUCAGACCUAGGAAAAAUAAAGUUGGUUUUCCACGGAAUCUUCUAAGCAUAAAGUCAAACUGUUGUAGGGUCUAUUCAGUCCUAACCUGAGGGGAUUGAAGAAUCAAAUGCGUUUUGAAAUAUUUUUAUAGAAACCUUCAUUGGGCAUGUGGCGUAUUCUUGGACUAUAAGUCCCUGACUCGCGCCCGUAUUUUCAAACAUUACUAUGAGGUUUCACAGUGCGUGUGGACGCACAGGGUCACACAUGAACCAAUCAUAGAGCUCUAUUCAACGCUGUGCGUUCGAUUUGCUGCUUCACUUAUGCAAGACAGACAGUUGGCUAACAUUUCUGUUUAGAAUCGCUGCUGGAUUAUUAUACUGGUGACUUUAUCUUUUCUAAUAGAAUGUCAGGGACUAUGUAAAAACUGAAUUCAAUCCGUAAUUUAUCAUGCUAACAAAAAAGAUCACUGUCGAUGAAUCGACGAAAUUAAUAAAAACUACUGUUCCAAUUACUAAUGUGAGAAAUCUUAGUACAAAACGCAUAUGAUUUCAUACGCACUUAGAACUCCUAAACUCAUUAUUGCAAGAUUUUUGAUAGCGUGUUAUGCAUUAUUAUAGUAAUUUAAUCAAAUACCAUCUUAUUGUCGUUGGGAAGAAGUCACUGUGCUGUGAUGUAACGCUUAAUACUAUUGAAAUAGACUCGAUAAGUAUUUAAUAUUGUUUUUAUUUUAACACCUUUAACUUAUUGGAUGCUAAACACAACAAGUAGAUUUUCCGACGUAAUAAUUUAGUUUUUGGAAUGUUUUUCCCUUAAAAUUAUAAUGUCAUUGUUAUGUUCUAAAUUAAAUCAUUGUUUAUUUAGUUACUACGCAGUUUUAAUAUGUUACCGAUACUAGACCACUUCCUUGAUUUGAAAAACCGCUACGUAAUAUAAAAUAUUGCGCAAUAUAUUGUAACAAUGCGAAGGAAUAUUCGAGAUGAUUUCUAAGUUAUAUUUAAUUUCAUACUCUUAACCUGGAAUUUUAAGUCCCUGUAGUCUUGCAUCACUCACUUGUUAUCGUGUUAAACAGCAUAUUUUUAAAUUCAUCAUGCUUGAACAUCAUUAAAUUAA
Messenger RNA from Ostrinia furnacalis (Asian corn borer), 2818 nucleotides. It is a transcript of the gene ND-51, whose product is annotated as NADH dehydrogenase (ubiquinone) 51 kDa subunit. The transcript has 8 exons. Gene Ontology annotation, molecular function: 4 iron, 4 sulfur cluster binding; FMN binding; NAD binding. NCBI's taxonomy places the organism in Eukaryota, Metazoa, Arthropoda, Insecta, Lepidoptera, Crambidae. Gene Ontology annotation, biological process: mitochondrial electron transport, NADH to ubiquinone. Gene Ontology annotation, cellular component: respiratory chain complex I. The record is from RefSeq and is a predicted model, not a curated record. The coding region runs from base 64 to 1500 and encodes 478 amino acids.